Molecule: messenger RNA, 831 nt
Organism: Mollisia scopiformis
Lineage: Eukaryota; Fungi; Ascomycota; Leotiomycetes; Helotiales; Mollisiaceae
Exons: 3
Coding region: 1-831 (276 amino acids)
Source: RefSeq, a predicted model, not a curated record
AUGCGUCUUUCAGCAGCUCUCCUUGCCCUUGCGGCUUCUGGUUCUUGCACCAUUUUAUGGGAUGGCCGAUUCAAUACAUUUACUUCGAGUUCGGAUCUCAGCAACUGGAGUUGGUCAAAUCAAGUGGGACCAUAUCAAUACUACAUUCACGGCUCGUCUGCCGUGACUUCCUACAUCAACCUUUCCCCGUCCUACAAGAAUCCUGCCGAUUCUGGCAGUGCGCAGGGGGCAAAGUUCACGCUGGACAGUACAUCCUACUGGAAUGGUCAAACUAUGCGUCGAACAGAAUUAAUUCCUCAAACAACAGCUGCCAUCAAUGCAGGCAAGGUCUGGUAUCAUUUUAGCAUCAUGCACUCCGCUACGAAUCCUCCCAGCCUAUACCGAGAGCAUCAAAUCUGCUUCUUCGAAUCCCAUUUCACAGAACUGAAGUCCGGUUGGAUUUCAGGUGAGUCCGGAACGUCAGACCCUCUUCUCCGUUGGGACAUCAGCGGGACCACUCACUGGAGCACGAACUGGACGGCUGGAGUGUGGCACAAUGUAGCUUAUGAGAUUGAUUUCACCGGAGGAUCUGUCGCAUUCUGGCACUCCACGGGUUCGGAUCCUUUAACGCUCACAGUUCCGGCGGUCAGUGUCUCGGCCACGUCAAACGGUGAAGAUUGGCAUCUUGGUGUUCUUGAGUUACCCGUCACAGGCCAGACGGAUGCAACGGAGGAUUUCUAUUUCAGCGGUGUCUAUAUUGAGUCGGGAUCGUUGACAACGUCUGUAGCCGGUCCAGGUAAGCUCAUUCCCGCGCUGAACUGCUUGCUCUUUGGCAUCUGCCGUCCGAGCUGA